This is a messenger RNA of Lachancea lanzarotensis, 2178 nucleotides long. Its product is annotated as LALA0S01e01772g1_1. The transcript has a single exon. Bases 1 to 2178 code for a protein of 725 amino acids. Gene Ontology annotation, molecular function: protein binding. Lineage: Eukaryota; Fungi; Ascomycota; Saccharomycetes; Saccharomycetales; Saccharomycetaceae. The record is from RefSeq and is a predicted model, not a curated record.
AUGGGGUCAAGUUCUAGCAAUUCUGAUCAAUUUUCUCAAAUCAGCAGAGCGGUCUCAACUACUGCUUCUGCAAUCUUUGGAUCGCAAACCAUGGAAGAUACAAUCUUGUCAUACAGCAGUCCUUACAAGAAACUACUGCAUCAAACGAUCACACACUCAGGGUCGAGCAAUGCACUCACGAAAUUGCGUACAUCAGCCAAUCCGUUUAGAAAGGAAGACAACAAGGCAUUUCAAGAUAUUUAUUCUGCGGCCAAUGGAAGAUCGUUUUUCGAAAACCAGUUUAGUAACACAAAGACCAGUUUUAGGUUACUAAGUUACCUCAGUGAAGAGCUUCUGUACGACAUACCAAGUAGUGGUCAAUCCCAUCGCGGACAAAGGAAAAAUUCCGGCAAGUUUUUAAAGGAAAAUGGUGAACAUGUAGAGAAACAGGAAAAUACCAGAGCGCUGGAAGAACCGUCACUAUUCCAAGGUUUUGAAUCGUCGCUGCCGACCAUUGAUGAAAUGAUUACCUCGGGCCCUCGUCAGAAAACCACAGCUAUAGAAAAUGGGGAAAACAACGCAAAUGAUAAUAAUGCCGGUUUUUCUCUGCCAUCAGAGGUCGAUUGGGACGAAGUAAAUACCUCCAAUUCUUUGAGCGUGCUAAAAGCGGCAUCUCAAACGCUUUUAGAUGGCUUGGAUCUUUUGGAAAUACAGAAAAACCUUGCUGCAAGCGAAAUAAAAGAGAUUGACGCAAAGCUCGAAAGGCUUAAAGCAGUGCGUGAGCUGAUCUUCAAGAGGGUGGCCAGGGUUGACCAGAACGAGAUCUUUUACGAAAAACAUUUGGCGUUUGUAAGACAGAGACUUGAUGUCGUGGAAGCUAAUGAACUAGAUAGUCACGGUUCCGAUUCUGAUGUGCCCUCAGAAAGGGAAGAGUCCAACACUGACAUUGGAAAAGAAGCGCAAGCGAGUACAGCUGUUAAAAGAAGCUACGUCACAGGAAAUGAAAGCGAUGAUGACGAAGAAACGUCUGCUCUAAUGAGCAAGUCUAUUUACCAAAAAGUACGGAGCCGGCAUGAGCGCCGGGGUUCUAAAUCUACAGCAAAGAGCUCUCAUCAUUUUCAUGAGCCUUCAAGAACCAAAUUUCACAGCUCUAACAGACGACGGAAGACUUAUCCCACUUUACAGCAGUUUUACGAACCCGGUAGUAAAAUUAUGGCUUUACCACAAGCUCACGACGAUGGCAUCACUUGUCUAGACUUUGACAUGCCAUUUGGAACCAUGAGCACAGCUGGUAAACUUGAUCAUUGCGUAAAAAUAUGGAAUUUGAGUAAAGGAACCCAAAUUGGUAGUCUUUCGGGUCAUCUGGCGUCUGUGAGCUGUAUGCGGAUGGACGAAUCCUACACUUUGGUCACCGGUGGACGUGAUGCAUUGCUCAAGGUCUGGGAUAUCGAAAAGGCCGAAGAAAUAUUCCAAGACGAAAAUGCACAGGAAGAAGACCAAGAAGAAUUGUGUUUGCACACAUUCGACGCGCAUGUGGACGAAAUCACUGCGCUGCAUUUUGAAGGCACCACGUUAGUGUCUGGUUCGCAAGAUCGGACGAUUCGUCAAUGGGAUCUCCACACUGGCAGAUGUUUGCAAACCAUUGACAUAGAUUUUACAAACCGGGGCACAUCCACGGGAUUAUCUUCUAUCAGUUCACAGAACCCAAGCAGUAAUGUGCUUCUCACGCACAACGAGCCCCCGGUCAUCGGCGCAUUACAAUUUUACGAUGCCGCCAUGGCUACCGGUACCAAAGACGGUGUGGUACGCUUGUGGGAUCUCAGAUCCGGCCAGGUCGUUCGCGCGCUCGAGGGGCACACUGAUGCCAUCACGGGCCUGCAGUUCGACUCUGUAAAUCUGGUGACGGGCUCACUUGACCGCAGUAUUAGAAUAUGGGAUCUCCGUACCGGACUCUUGGCCGAUGUGUUUGCAUACGAUCGUCCCAUCAGCAGCUUGGAGUUCGAUUUCAACAAAAUCGUCGCUGCAGACAACGAAAGUUGUGUAAGGGUUUACGACCGCAAGGAUGGUCGUAAAUGGAAAUGUGGCGACGAAGCCGAAGAUGACAAAGAAGCCACUAGUAUCGUGGAGUUUGUCCGUUACAAGAAUGGCUAUUUGAUCGAAGGUCGCACCGAUGGUACCGUCAAUACCUGGGCUGUUUGA